AUGGCGGCACAUCUCCCUAUUGAUUAUCAACAGCUAAGCGAUGCCCUUCAGACCUUCUUUCAAGAACAUCCAGAGGUGGAUGGCAAUGUUGGAAUAGAAGCCCAUGCACUUCUUCAAUGGGCACAACAUGGCCUUGCUCAGUAUGCAACGGACUUACAGGAGGUGGAGAGGGAGGCUGGAAUUGCGAGGGAAAUGUUUGAGCGAGAUCUAGCCGCUGCCAGGGGCCACCGAGUUGCGGUCGAAGUGGUUACCCCUGAUGAAGAAUCAAUCGGAGAUGAUAAUGCCCCACCGGUACCUCCGGUCCCACCUGUCCCAGUGGUUACCCAACGGUCGGAAAAACUCCCAGACCCUGAAGUGUUCAGGGGAGAUCGCGAUCGAGAAAGACUACACUUAUUCAAGCAACAGAUGAGGAUCAAGCUAUUGGGAAAUGCCGACCGCUUCCCCACACUACAGUCCAAGUUAUCUUAUGCGUUCAGUCGACUGGAGUGCGUUGCCGCCAAUCAGUUCUUACAAUAUGUCGGAGAAGAAGGCAUCGCUUUGCCUUCUAUGUUACGGUUUUAUGAAAUCUUGGAUACUGCUUUCGGGGACCCAGAUCGAAUGCGUACGGCUAGGAGGAACCUUAGGAAUAUCCGCCAGCGAAAUCGAACCUUUGCUGACUAUUUCGCCGAAUUCCAACGGCAUGCUGCCGAGUCAGGAAUGGAUGAAGUCUCUAGGAUUGAGGUGCAAGAAAUGGACAACGCGGGGGUUGUGCGGAAGGACACAAUAGUGGUUAAACUAUUAAGUCGUCACCCUAAUUUCGAGUCGGGGAGAAUUCAAAGAAUUUAG
Morchella importuna is the source of this 825-nucleotide messenger RNA. RefSeq lists its product as uncharacterized. The transcript has a single exon. The coding region runs from base 1 to 825 and encodes 274 amino acids. The record is from RefSeq and is a predicted model, not a curated record. Lineage: Eukaryota; Fungi; Ascomycota; Pezizomycetes; Pezizales; Morchellaceae.